AUGGCGGCGGCGGCGGCGAGCGUCGGAGGCGGGGCGGCGCCGUUCGUGUGGAAGACGUACCGGAUGGUGGAGGACCCCGGGACGGACGGGGUCAUCGGAUGGGGGAAGGGCAACAACAGCUUCGUCGUCGCCGACCCCUUCGUCUUCUCGCAGACCAUGCUGCCCGCGCACUUCAAGCACAACAACUUCUCCAGCUUCGUCCGCCAGCUCAACACCUAUGGCUUCCGCAAGGUGGAUCCGGACCGGUGGGAGUUCGCCCACGGCUCCUUCCUCCGGGGCCAGACGCACCUCCUGCGCAACAUCGUCCGCCGUGGCACCGCCGUCGGCGGCGGCGGCGGCGGCAAGCGCAAGGACGCGGUGGCGGCCGGCCUCACCGACGACGACAUGACGAUGGUCGCCACGGAGGUGGUGAGGCUGAAGAAGGAGCAGAACACCAUCGACGACAGGGUGGCCGCCAUGUGGCGCCGCGUGCAGGAGACCGAGCGGAAGCCCAAGCAGAUGCUCGCGUUCCUCCUCACGGUCGUCGGCGACCGCGACACGCUGCAGCGCCUGGUCGGCAACAGCGGCAACGCGGCCGGCGGCGAGCAAGGGCCCGUGGAGGGCGGUGAGAAGAGGGCGAGGAUGCUGCUUGACGGCGACUUCGGCAACGUGUCCGCGUUUGGGCCGGACGCCGUCGACUUCGCGGGGUUCUACACCGACGACGCAUUCGCCAGUGUGCCGGUGCCGGUGGAGGCGGCCGCCGGGCCGGGCGGAGGUGGUGCCGGCUGCACGUUCGCUUUUGGAGUGGACAGUGGGUACUGA
This is a messenger RNA of Triticum turgidum subsp. durum (durum wheat), 801 nucleotides long. The record is from the annotation of a GenBank genome assembly. NCBI's taxonomy places the organism in Eukaryota, Viridiplantae, Streptophyta, Magnoliopsida, Poales, Poaceae.